AUCUCCUCCAGUGAUCCCGCCCCCUCCUCGCCCUCAGUGUGAAUCUGGGAGAGUCUUAGCCGAGACGAGCUAAUGUCUCUACGAAUGGAUUUAUGUGGGUUUUUUGGUUAAAUUUGAACAGACUACAGAAACAUAGUUAAGAUAAGAAUAUAUUUUGGUGUUUUUACGGUUGGAUUUUCAUCAGCCCGAAUACUUCCAGCCUGUCUUCGACCCUCAGGAGGGUUUAGUUUGUCUGGUCGAUCGUAAUGUGGCUCAGGGGCUAAUCCUUGGACUUCAUUCAAUACUAAUUCAUCUCGAGGCGCUUCGUCUGGGCGAGCCGAACUGAUUUAACAACCGCUCACAAGAAUGACAGAAUACAAGCUGGUAGUCGUCGGGGCUGGUGGCGUUGGGAAAAGUGCUCUGACCAUCCAGCUCAUUCAGAAUCACUUUGUAGACGAGUACGACCCCACAAUUGAGGAUUCUUACAGAAAGCAGGUUGUGAUUGACGGAGAGACGUGUUUGCUGGACAUCCUGGACACCGCAGGUCAGGAGGAGUACAGUGCUAUGAGAGAUCAGUAUAUGAGGACAGGAGAGGGCUUUCUGUGUGUGUUUGCCAUCAACAACGCCAAGUCCUUUGAGGACGUACAUCUUUACAGGGAGCAAAUAAACCGUGUCAAAGACAGCGACAAUGUCCCGAUGGUGCUGGUGGGGAACAAAAGUGACCUGGCCUCUCGUACUGUAGAGACGCGUCAAGCCCAAGAGCUCGCCAGAAGUUACGGCGUCCCAUUUGUCGAAACAUCUGCCAAGACACGACAGGGAGUUGAGGAGGCAUUUUACUCUCUCGUGCGGGAGAUCCGAAGAUACAAGGAGACGAACCGCAGCAAUAAGAAGAGCAAAAAGCACACACAGAGACGCUGCACUCUUUUAUAGCGCUACACGCGUACAGCCUCGCACUGCACCCCCGUGAUCGCAAUGCACUCAAGGCCACACACACACACACACACACACACACACACACACACACUACUGUAGCAUUACACAUACAUACACACCCCAUUUCCUUUUCUUACCACUCUUACGCCACCAGCCUUUGAGGAAUAGGAACCUGACUGGCUGUUGUAUGUGUUUGUAUGAAUGUGUGCAUGAGACCUCAGUGAGAAUCGAGCAACUGUGGAAUUGCUUUGGAAAAGACAUAUGUCCAAAUUCGUCUAGUCUCAAGUGGACUUUUUCAACUUUGAGCUGCUGCUGCCCCUUCUGUGCUAAAAAGACCCAAUGUGUGUCAUAGUUUUACAGUCGUAUUUUAGAGUGACAGCAGCAAGGAAUCUUGUUUAUAAUAAAUUCAUCAGGUGGUGAAGGGAUAUACUUUAUGUCGGUAAUGGGUAACUGUUUUUAAGUAAGCUGGAUUGUGUCUCAUCUCUUCAAAACUUUGUGAGCCAGUCAGCACAUCCGUGUGGUUCUGUUAACGGUGGUCGGGAAAGAGGAAGCUCAGAAGUCCCCUAAAGUUUUUGUGGCCCGUGAGAAAGCACAUUAGAGCCACUAAUAUAACGUUUCGUACACCUUAAGACGUGUUUCCACCUCAUGCAUUGUGGGAUAAAUUCCGAAAAUAUUUUUAGCACUUGCUUCCUUUAUCAAAUAGGGUUUCUGUAGUUGUCGCCCUGUUUUUCUUUCCAGGUCACUAUUGUUGUCAUGGCUUGGACUAAAACUUAGCUGUCCUACACCUAAUAUAGCCCUUCUAUAAUUAUGAGAUUCAGAAAAAAAAUCAAGCUUUAUUUUUCCCAGCAGUAUUUUAUGGUAAAAUCCUGUAUUUUUGUAACCGUUAAUAUUGAACAAUUUCAGGACACAUAGCAGCAUUGUAUUGGACAUUAACAUUUCAUGUAUUAUGAUGAAUUGUGUAAAAUGCCAGUUGUUCCCACCUGUGAUGAGGCUUGCUUGGGAGGGCGAGACAUUGUUUAUUUUAUUUUUUUAAGGUUGACAGGAGAGAAAGUGAUAGUUUUGGUUCAGGCUAAACAUGUGAUUGAUGCAUUGCCUUUGCCACAUUGAUAACUGUAGUUAUAUGUUUUGUGAAUAAAGAGACUUUUGGCUA
This is a messenger RNA of Carassius carassius (crucian carp), 2062 nucleotides long. Its product is annotated as GTPase KRas. Gene Ontology annotation, biological process: Ras protein signal transduction. Lineage: Eukaryota; Metazoa; Chordata; Actinopteri; Cypriniformes; Cyprinidae. Bases 346 to 909 code for a protein of 187 amino acids. The transcript has 5 exons. Gene Ontology annotation, molecular function: GDP binding; GTP binding; GTPase activity. Gene Ontology annotation, cellular component: plasma membrane. The record is from RefSeq and is a predicted model, not a curated record.